AUGAAUGUUAUCACACGGAUUCUACAAGAAGAAUUUCUGCAUUUGAGAGUUCAACCGAUUUGCAAAACAUGGCACAGACACCUUUUUCUUCUUUCCCACGAAUAUGCUAAAAGAAUAAAUGCUGUGAUUGAAUUAAAGAGAUAUAAUUUUCACACCUACAACAAGAUCACAAAAUUUGAGAGAAAAAAUAGUACUAUUUACAAUUCUGGAGAUGAGCUAGAAGAAACAUUAAAAGUUGUUGAUAAAAUUUUGAAAGAAAGUAAUUUCUACAUAUAUGUCAAAAGAAUAACAAACGAUGAGGUAAUUCCAAAAGAAUGUGGAAAAGAUGUAGACACUUUUAAAAUGAUUCGUAUAUUAAAUAAAAUACUGCUCCUAAGUAAAGGAAAUGCUGACCCCAACUGUAAUAUGAAAAUAAAUAUAUGGCAGAACCCUAUCUUUCUUGAUUUUCUCAGCUACAUGAAACUGAAAAUUCCAUCUUUUAAUUACCAUGAAAUGUUUCUUUUCGUUUUAUGUUUUUCCAAAAUACAGUUUAUGCCACAAAUGUUAAUCAAAGAAGUGUUAUUAAUUGCACAGGAAAAAACCUACGUAAAUAAUUUUUUUAAAGAGGAUACCAAUAAAUUUUUUCAGUUUUUUUUCGCUCUCUCUUGCAUUCAAAAUGUGAGAGGGAAAGGGGAAGCACGUUCACUAUUCAUCAACUUUGCGAAUUCCUUCGUCCAAGUCAUUUUGGAUUUUCUCUCAUCUGCCCAAGUAGAGGAAGAAACUACACAAGAGGAAGAUGAAGCACCAAACGAGCGUAGUUCUGGGAGGAGUAUAAAUCUGGAAUGCUACAUGCUACUGUGUUCAUCAAUGCACAAUGCAAACAUAAGGAACGUGAACUUGUUGAACCAUGUAAGCAAAGAACUUUUAGAAGUAGUUAAUGAAAAACGUUGGAGAAAAAAAGAAGAAGAGAUUGAGACAGGGAAGAGACUAAUUAAUAUUUACUUUACAUUUGCCUCGUUAGGGUGUGAAAAUUAUCAUUUCUAUGAUAAAUUAAAUGGGUAUUUAUAUAACCUCGUAGAUGAAUUACCAUUUUCAAGCUGUUUAACAUUACUAUUAUCAAUAUCAACAUUAAAAGAACAAAAAUAUUUUAAUUUUCCUCUUUGUAUACUCUCAUUACUAGAGAAGAAAUUUAGUCAUAAUUUUUAUGCUCUAGAUGCAAAAGAUUUGCUUCUACUAAUAUAUUUAUUUACAUAUUUGAAAUUGUACUUAUCCAAUUUUAAUUCGUAUGCAUAUAUGCUAGAUUAUCUCCUAAACUUUCAUCAUUUUGAAGCAUCAAAUGAAGAUGAAAGAGUUAAGCUAUUCCAAAUUUAUGUUACCUUAGUGAAUUCAGAUCGUCCAAAUGAAUCAUGUGAAGUUUACCACACAAAACGGAAGUGGGAAGAAUCUAAUAUAUUAUCCGAUCAAGAUAUAUGUCAUUCAGAAAUGAAUGAUAAAAAAGUUAUUCACAAGGAUAUAAAAGGAGAAGAUAUAGAAGAAAAACAUAUUCAUCGAAAAAAUUUGGAAAAAAUUUUAAGAAAAAAUAAGAAAAAAAUGGAGAUCAACAUGCCGUUAGACAAGGAAAAGGAUCCAUUACAAUAUGAAGAUGAAAUACAAAAUGAAAUUGAAAAUUUGCUAGCAUUGCUUCAUCAUUUUAGUGGAAAAAAUUUUCAUAUCCAAAAUUUAAACAAAAAUGGAAUUAUACUUAAUUACUACCUAAGUCAUAUUCAUUUCGAUAUUGAAAAAGUGGAAGGAAACAAGAAAAUGAAACCACAAAAAGUUGUUAUUAAUUUUGAUACUGAUAUAACUCACAUUUCUGAUGACAGCUCGUUGUUCUUCUCCUCCUCCCCCUCCUUUGAUAUAUACACAAACAUGAAACGACAACACUUGACUAAUUUAAACAUUAAAUGGCUUUCAAUUAAACUUCACCAGUGGAAGGAUUUUACCCAUGAGGAGAAAAAGAAGUUUAUAGAAUUUAAACUGUCUCACAUCUGUUUUCAAGAACCGUCUUCUGUGCAGUAA
Molecule: messenger RNA, 2037 nt
Organism: Plasmodium gonderi
Lineage: Eukaryota; Apicomplexa; Aconoidasida; Haemosporida; Plasmodiidae
Exons: 1
Coding region: 1-2037 (678 amino acids)
Source: RefSeq, a predicted model, not a curated record